AUGGCCAGUCUUACCUCGCGGCUAUCAGAUUUCAAUCCUUUCUCAUCUAAAUCGAAAAUCCGAGAAGAUGAUGAUGAUAAGGGAGAGCAAGUGACCAAUGCUACUGUUGCUGGAGGAGGGCAUAGUGCACGUGAGACUGGCAUCACCAAGAAUCAGCUCAGAGUCAGCCAUGCUCUGAAGUCGUUUCUUGUGGAGCAAAAGGUGCUUUCAGCUGAAGAAGUUGGACUUGACGGGUUGCUCAGUCUGGAUGAGACGACUGAAGCACUGAGAGCUUUUCUCGACAAACCUCACAUCGAUGUUCCCUCUUAUCUCACGGAUAGGUCUCAUCCCCUCCCGGAGUACUUUAUCAGUUCCAGUCACAACACCUAUCUAGUUGCUCAUCAGCUAUUUGGAGACUCGUCAGCUGAAGCUUACUCCAUCGCUUUACAUGCUGGAUCACGUUGCGUUGAGAUUGACGCUUGGGACAACGACGAAGAUGCUGACGAGCCAAAAGUUACCCACGGAUACACACUUGUAUCUCAUAUCAGUUUCCGCUCUGUUUGCGAGACUAUCCGAGAUGUCUACGACAAGGAGGCUGCAGAGUCUAAGCCAGAACAAGGUUAUAGGGCAGCACCGAUUAUGCUUUCACUUGAAAACCACUGCGGUGCUAAAGGCCAGCUUCGUCUCGUUCAGAUUAUGAAAGAGGUCUGGGGGGAUCGUCUAUUAAGCAAAUCUGUCAGGGAGGAAGGUCACCAAGAGCAAGAAGGUGGUCAACAUGUCACCCUGGCAGAGCUUGGAUCUAAGAUCGUGGUCAUUGUUGAACAUCACAUACCUGGUGAAAUCACUGAAAGUGAUAGCGACUCAAGCUCCGACAGCGAAGAUGAAGAGCAAAAGGAAGCCAGGAAAACCUACAAAGACAAAGAAAAGGCCGCUCCAGCUACUGUCAUCAUUCCUGAACUCGCUGACCUAGGCGUCUACGCUCAAAGCGUAAAACCCAGUGACAACUCCUGGUAUGACCAACCAGCACUCACCAACGGUCCUCAUCACCACCUCAUCAACGUCUCCGAAUCCGGUCUAUCAUCCCACAUGCCCGCCGCGAGUGCCAAAAUCGGCGCUCACAACGCCCACCACCUCAUGCGCGUCUUCCCAAAAGGCACCCGAAUCUCCUCCAAAAACCUCAACCCCGUCCCCUUCUGGGGCGUCGGCGCUCAAAUCUGCGCUCUCAACUGGCAAACCUUCGGCGCCGGCAUGCAAAUGAACGAAGCUCUCUUCAGCGGAACCGACGGCUACGUCCUCAAACCGCCCGCCCUCCGCGCCGGCGGCUCAGGCAGACUCAGCACCGGCAAACAAAAGAAACUCCGCCUCCACAUCGCCGGCGCAACAGACGUUCCCAUCCCUAAAGACGGUGACGCUGACGCCAUCAAACCGUACGUCACAUGUUCCCUCGUGCACCCCGACGAUCUCGAGAAGAACCCACCGAAACGCAAGACGGCGCCGUAUAAACAGCAUAAACUCAGUUUCCUCCAUAAGGGGGAGAAUCCGGCGUCGACGGAUCCGGUGUGGGAUGAGGUGCUUGAGUGGACGUAUGAGGAGAAUGAAUUGGUGUUUUUGAGGAUGUUGUUGAAGAGUGAUGAUAGCUUUGCGUCGAAUCCGGUGUUGGCGGUUGCGGCUGUUAGGGUGGUUUGUGCGGCGGAGGGGUGGAGGUUUGUUAGACUACUUGAUUUGAAGGGGGAGGAGACGAGGUGUAGUUUGCUUGUUAAGUUUGAGGUUGGGGAUGCUUAG
Glarea lozoyensis ATCC 20868 is the source of this 1761-nucleotide messenger RNA. RefSeq names its product PLC-like phosphodiesterase. Gene Ontology annotation, biological process: lipid metabolic process; phosphatidylinositol-mediated signaling. Gene Ontology annotation, molecular function: phosphatidylinositol-4,5-bisphosphate phospholipase C activity. The transcript has a single exon. The record is from RefSeq and is a predicted model, not a curated record. The coding region runs from base 1 to 1761 and encodes 586 amino acids. NCBI's taxonomy places the organism in Eukaryota, Fungi, Ascomycota, Leotiomycetes, Helotiales, Helotiaceae.